UCUAUUGGUAUUCAAAUAGAUACCGAUAGUUUAUGAAUAUAGAGAGGGAUAGGAAUGUCGGAGUUCCCAAGUUCCGCUGCCAGUUUCUUCCUCAGCUCGGAACUCGGAGGAGAUCACCGCACUCCGCCGCGCACGACGGUGGUUCCUCUUCGUCAAGAUUAACUGAAACCAUCAAUUAAACAAUCGGAGGAUCGAUCGGCGGAUAUCACAAAAAUGUCGGUGGAGCCGCCUCCUUUCCAAGAAGCAGCACGCUGCGAUGUCUGCAAAUGCAGUUUCAACACCUUCCGGCGACGGCAUCAUUGCCGAUGCUGUGGAAGGACGUUGUGUCAUGAGCAUUCUUCUUUUCAAAUGGCCUUGCCGCAGUUUGGUAUUCAUUCAUCUGUUAGAGUUUGUGCUGACUGUUUUAAUAACUCCUCUCAAUCUAAAGUAGUUGGUCAACCGCCAUCAUUAGCUGUAGUUGAUCAAGUAGGAGAUACAGUUUCCCAAUUAAGCCUUGAUGGGGAUCUAAAUUCUGAGCCUAAACCAGCUGUGGAGCAUCAACCUGCAUUGGGAAUUCCAGAUUGCAAGUGUGGAAUGCCAUUAUGCAUCUGUGAAACUCCAGCUCAGCCAAUGGAAACAGAAGCAGUACCUUCGCAGAAAAAAACAGCUUCUACCUCUACUCAGUACAAUCCAAAACCAAAGAAAACCGACUCCAAUCUAAGGAAUAGAGGAUCUACCUCCAACAGCAAGCUUCGGAAUCUUGCUGAUGAAUCGAGGAUUAAUUAUGAAGCAAGUGGCGAGGGGCUAAGGGAAGCAAUCAAGAAUGGUGACACGAUUGCUGUUAAGAAACUUUUGAGCGAGGGUGUAGAUGCAAAUUAUCACGAUAAACAAGGACUGUCUUUGCUGCAUGUGGCGGCGGUCUUUAAUCAGACUGAUAUUGUUUUUGCCCUCAUUGAAAACGGGGCUAGCCUGGACUACAAAAAUGCUCAAGGAGAGACACCAUUGGAUUGUGCUCCGGCUUCUUUGCAAUAUAAGAUACGAGAGAAGAUGGAAGGACAAUGAGCAAAUGAGGAGAUGACUUCCCAUCUUUUUCCAGUAAAUAAUACUUCCAUAAUCUCUGCACUAGUGGCUUUACUCUCUCUUUUUUAUUUAUUUAUUUAUUUUUAUGACUUUUAAGUAAUUGUAUAAACCAUAAAUCUUUGAUUUAAUCUAUCCUUUUAGAUGGUCUCUGUAGUGAGUGAUGUUUUAGAGGCUGGUUGGGAGCUUAGUUGAAAAGCUGUAUUUACUUUCCAAAACAAAAUAGUUAGAGAGAUAUUUGGAUGUCUCUUGAGUUUCUAAAUUUGUUUUUGUGCUUCCUUUGACUUUUUGGGAACCGAGUUGCAAAGUUUGAUGUGUGUAAGUUUGUGAUGUAUGAUUUUAUUUUGUUUUA
Cucumis melo (muskmelon) is the source of this 1408-nucleotide messenger RNA. RefSeq names its product vacuolar protein sorting-associated protein 27. Gene Ontology annotation, cellular component: ESCRT-0 complex. Gene Ontology annotation, molecular function: phosphatidylinositol-3-phosphate binding; ubiquitin binding; metal ion binding. Gene Ontology annotation, biological process: protein transport to vacuole involved in ubiquitin-dependent protein catabolic process via the multivesicular body sorting pathway; protein targeting to vacuole. The transcript is spliced from 11 exons. Bases 214 to 1041 code for a protein of 275 amino acids. The record is from RefSeq and is a predicted model, not a curated record. NCBI's taxonomy places the organism in Eukaryota, Viridiplantae, Streptophyta, Magnoliopsida, Cucurbitales, Cucurbitaceae.